AUGGUGCAUUGCAGUUGCGUGUUGUUCAGAAAGUAUGGAAAUUUCAUUGAUAACCUAAGACUCUUCACCAAAGGAGGAAGUGGUGGAAUGGGUUAUCCUCGUUUAGGUGGAGAAGGUGGAAAAGGUGGUGAUGUCUGGGUUGUAGCCAAAAAAAAAAUGACUUUAAAGCAACUUAAAGACAAAUAUCCUCAGAAACGGUUUGUUGCUGGAGGAGGAGCAAACAGUCGGGUUAGUGCACUGAAAGGCUCCAAAGGAAAAGACUGUGAAAUCCCUGUACCUCUGGGUAUUUCAGUAACUGACGAAAAUGGUAAAAUUAUAGGAGAACUCAAUAAAGAGGUAGACAGAGUUUUGGUCGCUGAAGGAGGUCUUGGUGGUAAAUUACUUACAAAUUUCUUACCUUUGAAAGGCCAGAAACGAAUAAUUCAUCUUGAUCUAAAACUUGUAGCUGAUGUAGGCCUAAUAGGAUUCCCAAAUGCUGGAAAAUCCUCUUUGCUAAGUCAGGUUUCUCACGCAAAACCUGCAAUUGCAGAUUAUGCAUUUACAACAUUAAAGCCUGAACUUGGAAAGAUUAUGUAUAGUGAUUUCAAACAGAUAUCAGUAGCUGAUCUUCCAGGCUUAAUAGAAGGAGCACAUAUGAACAAAGGCAUGGGCCACAAAUUCCUCAAGCAUAUAGAAAGAACUAGACAACUACUUUUUGUUGUUGAUAUUUUUGGAUUUCAGCUUACUUCAAAAACUCCAUACAGAACUGCUUUUGAAACCAUAAUACUGCUUACAAAAGAGUUGGAGUUGUACAAAGAGGAACUUCAGACAAAACCUGCAUUGCUGGCAGUUAAUAAAAUGGAUUUGCCACAUGCCCCGGAUAAAUUCCGUGAAUUGAUGAACCAACUCCAGAAUCCUAAAGAUUUUCUGCAUUUAAUUGAAAAAAACAUAAUUCCAGAGAGGACUAUGGCAUUCCAACAUAUCAUCCCCAUCUCA
This is a messenger RNA of Galeopterus variegatus (Sunda flying lemur), 975 nucleotides long. Its product is annotated as GTP-binding protein 10-like. Gene Ontology annotation, molecular function: GTPase activity; magnesium ion binding; GTP binding. NCBI's taxonomy places the organism in Eukaryota, Metazoa, Chordata, Mammalia, Dermoptera, Cynocephalidae. The record is from RefSeq and is a predicted model, not a curated record. Gene Ontology annotation, cellular component: mitochondrion.